Ilyonectria robusta is the source of this 1750-nucleotide messenger RNA. RefSeq names its product FAD dependent oxidoreductase. Gene Ontology annotation, cellular component: cytoplasm. Lineage: Eukaryota; Fungi; Ascomycota; Sordariomycetes; Hypocreales; Nectriaceae. The transcript has 5 exons. The coding region runs from base 158 to 1567 and encodes 469 amino acids. Gene Ontology annotation, molecular function: oxidoreductase activity. The record is from RefSeq and is a predicted model, not a curated record.
CCUCACCUCCAUGAGUUCGGCCGUUGACGAUAUCUCGCACUCGCACAUCACGACGGAUGCAACCUCUUCUCUUGCUUUGACCCUCUCCCCGCUUCUUUGUACGGCUCAGCCUCAAGAUUUCAUACAAUAAUCAACUAUCCUCGACGCGAUACACAAAAUGAGCUCUUAUCAGCCAGCCCCGCUCCCCGUCUCCAACCCCACCUCGUCGUACUGGUUGAGUCAGCCUCAUCCAGUGCUCGAAAACUUCUGCUCCGGCGGGGAGCUUCCGUCGCAUGCGGACACUGUUAUCAUUGGAUCCGGUAUCACCGGGGCUCUAAUAGCGCAGCAGCUAUUUGCAAGGAGCCCCAAUGCGAACGGGAAGCGUAUUGUGAUGCUUGAAGCCCGAAGUGUUACUAGCGGGGCUACUGGUCGUAAUGGCGGCCAUAUCAAGCCAGAUUGCUACAAGAACUUCGCUACCUUCCAAAAACGUCAUGGUUCCGAAAUGGCCAAGAUGUUGUGCCGCUAUGAGCUCGAAAAUAUGAAGGAAUCAGCCCAGUUCAUCAUUGACCAAGGGCUCGAUGACGUGGUUGAUCUCGUCAAGACCCACGCAGUGGAUGUCUUCAUGGACAAAAAGGCCUGGGAAGACGCACAGCACUCGUUGAAACUGUACCGCGAAGCUGGUGGGGAUUUGAGCGACAUCACUGUGCAUGACCAGGCCCAGUCAGAGCAGAAAUUCCGUUUCAAAGGUGUCCUUGGUGCAGUGUCGUACCCGGCAUGUAGCCUCUGGCCUUACAAGCUGGCCGUUGGCCUCAUCGAAAGAGCCGUCUCUGAUGGGCUUCAGCUCUUCACCAACACACCAGCAGUAGCAAUCUCCCCAGCACCGAAUGGCAAAUGGCAUAUCGAAACGAACAAAGGCCGCAUCACGUGCGAUAGGAUUUUCCACGCUACAAAUGCAUACAUCUCGAAACUGGUUCCGGACUUUGCGGGCAAAAUCGUCCCAGUCAAGGGCAACGUCGUCGCUAUUGAUCCCGGAUCUGGGUUCUCAUCUCAGCCCCUAGAUCAUACAUGCAGCAUACAGUGGGGAAGUGACUUUGACUACAUGAUCCAGCGGCCCACGGAUGGAAAGCCGUUCAUCUUUGGCGGUGGUGAUCUCGCGCACCCAAGAAAGCUUGCCGGACCCUUCGGUGACGCGGAUGACUCAACCACGACUCCAGAGAUCGUCGACGCUCUCCUCCAAUUCCCCGCCAAGUACAUGAAAGGGUGGGGCGAUAAAGCAUCUGCCCGUGUGGCUUGGUCUGGCAUUAUGGGAUUCACGGCGGACGAUCAGCCCUUCAUCGGUGAACUACCGGGACGUACCGGUCAAUUCGUGGCAGCUGGCUAUACUGGCCAUGGAAUGGCUCGAGUUUUUCUUGCCGCAAAAGCUUUGGUCCGGUUAGCUCACAAUGAAACAGUUGAUCCAAGAGUUCCGGGGGUUUACUUUGACAUUGAGACAAGAUUGAAGCAAAAGGAUGAGGAAUGGGAUAGCAUUUUGAAGGAAGGCUACAGCGGACUUGAGGAAUCCCGACGCGUGCCGCUACAAAAACUUUAGAUUCUCGCCCUGGUAUUCCAGCCGAAGGAUUGGCGAGAGACGAGUAUAUCUAUUUGCUUCCCAAUUUAUGUCUCAAACAUUUAGUCCAGGUUUAUGUGCCUUGUCGUUAAAUAACCAGACACUGUGAAUUACUGCUUAGAUUCAAAUUCGGUAUACCUCCCCGGCUACACAGGCUCGUAUUUC